Messenger RNA from Fusarium odoratissimum NRRL 54006, 771 nucleotides. RefSeq lists its product as uncharacterized. Gene Ontology annotation, molecular function: protein-lysine N-methyltransferase activity. The record is from RefSeq and is a predicted model, not a curated record. NCBI's taxonomy places the organism in Eukaryota, Fungi, Ascomycota, Sordariomycetes, Hypocreales, Nectriaceae. Bases 1 to 771 code for a protein of 256 amino acids. The transcript is spliced from 6 exons.
AUGUCUUUUGAUGAUGAAGAGCCCAUAAGCCUCUCGAGUCACGCCUUGGCCGCGCUGGCCGAGUUCCACGCCGAAAAGGACGCCCAUGAAAAGACAUUUGAGAAACUGAGGACCGGCGCCGCUCCGAGAGCUGGAGCCGGACUCGGCGUCGUCGAACCGGAAGACGAGGACCCUGUAGCGGAGGAUGCGGACGACCAACCGCUGAGCAUGGCGGCGUUUACGGAGGAUUGGAACGAAUCGCAGUUUUGGUUCCUCGACGAAACAGCCUUUGCUCUGGCCGAUCAGCUCCUCGAUGGCGCAUCGUCAAGCUCGAUUAUUGGUGUAGUCUCGACACCGAGCGUAUUCAUUGCACUCAAGAAUCGUCUUAGAUUCUGGCCUAUUGAAGACCGACCUAAGCUGGUCUUGUUGGAACAUGACCACCGUUUCAGCGUCUUUCCUGAGUUUGUCUUCUAUGACUUCCAGCGACCUCUUCAACUCCCAGCUCAUCUGAAGGGCAGCUUGGAUAGUGUUAUCAUUGAUCCUCCAUUCUUCAGCAAUGACUGCCAGACAAAGUUUGCCCUAACAGGCCGCUGGCUCGUCAAGCCAAAGUCGCCUCGUGUGAUUGUCUGCACGGGAGAACGAAUGGCUACCAUUGUCGACAAGCUCUACCGUUCUCUUGGAGUCUAUGCGACAACCUUCGAGCCUGCUCACGCGGGUUUAAGUAACCACUAUUACUGCUACGCCAAUUUUGAGAGCUCAACCUGGGAUUGGCGAUCUGAUGAAUCAGAUUAA